Molecule: messenger RNA, 6790 nt
Organism: Cyprinodon tularosa
Lineage: Eukaryota; Metazoa; Chordata; Actinopteri; Cyprinodontiformes; Cyprinodontidae
Gene: hecw2a
Product: HECT, C2 and WW domain containing E3 ubiquitin protein ligase 2a
Exons: 31
Coding region: 397-4950 (1517 amino acids)
Biological process (GO): regulation of dendrite morphogenesis
Molecular function (GO): ubiquitin-protein transferase activity; protein binding
Source: RefSeq, a predicted model, not a curated record
GCCCACUCCGGUAUUUUCCCCACAUUAAUAUGCAGAGAGGCGAGUUGGAGAAGCGGACUGUCCCUGCGCUGCUGGAGGGACCAGAGCGGCAGGAAGCGGCAGGAAGCAGGACGCCAUCCUGCGGUCAGCAGCUGCAGAGAGAGGAAGAGGAGGAGGAAGGGUAGCCGCAGGAUUUUCAUGCACCUCUGGACCGGAACCGACCCGCUACGUGACUGAAGGAGCACCGAGAGGAGGAGGAGGCCUUCCUCCAUCCCGCAGCUCUGCGUCAAAGGUUCCUCGGCCCUCUGGAAGCAGGGAACCGGAUCUGAAGACCUCUACAUGUUCUUCAUCCUCCCCAGAGCUCAGCGACCAUCAUCAUCUUCAUUCUGAGAAGCUCUUUAUCUCUCGUUGUCCACCAUGCGUCCUUCCCUUGCCACAGCGGUCCUGCCCGCCAGAACCCGUUCCCAUAACCCCCCCAACCUAGCGGUGGGGGCCCGCGAACACCUGUCUGCGCCCCGCAGACGCAGCCCCCACCUGCGCCACACCUUGAGCCCAGACAACCUGCGGACGCUGGCGGAGAGGGGCGGGGCGGCCGUGGAUGCCGUGUCGGUGGUGGGCGGACCUAUCGGGCUGAUGCGGGCCAACAGCGACACGGACCUGGUGAGCUCCCAGAGCCGGUCCUCGCUCACAGCGUCCACCCUGGAGUACACGCUGAACCGCGGCCAGAACCUGGUCAUUUCCUGGGACAUCAAGGAGGAGGUGGACGCCACCGACUGGAUCGGGCUGUACCACAUCGAUGAAUCCAGUCCGUCCAACGUGUGGGACUGCAAGAACCGAGGGGUGAACGGGACCCAGAAGGGCCAGAUUGUCUGGAGGUUGGAGGCCGGGCCGUACUUCAUGGAGCCUGAGACCAAGAUCUGCUUCAAGUACUACCAUGGAGUGAGCGGAGCUCUGAGAGCGACCACCCCCUGCAUCACCGUGAAGAACCCCGCUGUCCUGGUGGAGGGUGUCGCAGAGCAGGUGGGCGUAGAACAUCCCCGGAAACUGAUCAGCUUUACUUUAACCGACCUGCGGGCCAACGGCUUGAAGAAAGGCAUGUUCUUCAACCCUGACCCCUACCUGAAGAUGUCCAUCCAUCCUGGGAAGAGAAACGUCUUCCCGGUCUUCAGCCAUCAUGGACAGGAGCGCCGCUCAGCCAUCAUCGCUAACACCACCAACCCGGUGUGGCACGGAGAGAAAUACACCUUCGUGGCGCUGAUGACCGACAUCCUCUACAUCGAGGUGAAAGACAAGUUUGCUAAAAGUCGUCCAAUCAUCAAGCGUUUCCUGGGUCAGCUGGCCAUCCCCGUGCAGCGGCUCAUCGAAAAGAUCCCAGGAGUGCAGCCCGUCAGCUUCCCGCUGUGUCGACGCCUUCCCACCGAACACGUCAGCGGCCAGCUGCAGUUUAAGGUGGAGCUGACCUUGACGGGACCUGAUGGUGCCUCUCCAGAUUCCAUUAUCGGCGUUUCAUCGCUCAACGGAGCUCCAGGGACUCCUUCUGACGAUGAAGACCUGCCCCAUCCUCUCCCAGGUCCAUCCUGCUACCAGGGAUCUCCACACAUGUGGGAAGGCGGAGCCGCUGCCUUUCCGGACAAAGACCUGCCUGUCGUCCGGUCGGCCAGAUUUCUAGAUCCGGUGGUCAUUUCAGAGCAGCCGAUUCUCCAGAGGUCCCUCAGUGAGGGGCUGGAUGCCAUCGAGGCCCCCAAAGGGCCUGGAGAGAGGCCUCUGGGUUCCGCCUCCCCUAAACUCUGCUCCAGCUUCCCCACGCACACCAGACUCAGUGACAUAUUGCACAUUGACUCGGACGAGGACGAGGAAAGAUCUGGGAUGAACGACUUUCCUCCGAUGCCUGUAUCGCCGCUGCUGAUGAACGGAGAACCUCCUGAUGUCAGCGGUCCAGAUGAGGCCGACCCGUUCUCCGAGCUCAGGCAGGAACAUCUGGAGGAGGAGGAGUCUGCCCUCGAUGUAAUGGAGGAAGCGCUUCCAGAGCCUCGAGUUUCCAUGGGUGCAGAUCUGGAGUUAGACGACGUUCUGGAGGCGGAGGUUUUCCUUGAGGAGGAGGAGGCUCAUGUCGCUCCGGAUGUUACCCAUCAACCUUUGCAAGGCAGCAGAGAGACUCCUGAACAGGAAGCUGUGCGAGUUGAAGAUCUCACAUCCGAGAUGGACUCCUGCUCCAUGGCAACAGCCCCUCAGACGGUUUUCUCCUCCUCAGAGAGCGGCGCAAUCACCAUGGCCACGGCUAUGGAAGCUGAGGAAGGAGCAGCGACAGCCAUCGAUCCAGGAGGAGACGCCGAGCCGCCGGGCCCCUCACCGACCGCCACAACCCGCGAUGAUGAGGAGGAGGGGGAGGAGGGUGGCCGAGCUGAAGCCGCAGAGGCUGAGGGAGAACCUGCAGCUGCCGGUGAGCAGCAGGAGGUUCAGGAGGAGGUCAGUGUGAGGAGGCGGAGCCUGCAGGCAGCGAGCAGGGCCAGUAAGGAGCAGGAAGAGGAGGAGACCAAGACGCCUGGGGUGGGGGCUGUGGAUACGGAGCAUGUUACCAUGGAAACAGAAGGGGAUGAAGGAGGCGGCGUUAACGGCCAUCCGGUGCGUUCGCUCCCCUCCGUGCGCCAGGACCUCCAUCGAUACCAACGGGUGGACGAGCCGCUGCCCCCCAACUGGGAGGCUCGGAUCGACAGCCAUGGGAGGAUCUUCUUUGUGGACCAUGUGAACAGGACCACCACGUGGCAGCGUCCCACCGGCCCCCCCGCCCCACAGGGCCUGACCCGCUCCAACUCCAUCCAGCAGAUGGAGCAGCUGAACCGCAGAUAUCAGAGCAUCAGGAGAACCAUCACCAACAGCGACCGAGCAGAGGAGAGCUCCUCUGACCUCCUCCCUGAGGCGGAGGGGGAGCUGAUGCCUCACUCCGUUCCUGAGUACCGCCGAGAGAGCGCCGUGGCCCCCCCCAGCGGCCGCUCGCGCCUCUCCCUGCUGCUGCAGUCGCCCAGCGCCAAGUUCCUGUGCAGCCCUGACUUCUUCACCGUGCUGCAUUCAAACCCCAGUGCCUACCGCAUGUUUACGAGCAACACCUGCCUGAAGCACAUGAUCAGUAAGGUGCGGCGAGAUGCUCAUUACUUUGAGCGCUACCAGCACAACCGUGACCUCGUCACCUUCCUCAACAUGUUCUCCAACAAGCAGCUGGAGCUCCCCAGAGGCUGGGAGAUGAAGCACGACCACACCGGGAAGCCUUUCUUUGUGGAUCAUAACUGUCGAUCGACGACCUUCAUCGACCCCCGCCUGCCCCUCCAGAGCUCCCGAUCCACCGGGCUUCUGGCCCACCGCCAACACCUGAGCCGCCAGCGAAGCCACAGCGCAGGAGAGUGCGUUCUCUUGUCGCAGGUGGUGGAUGACUCCCGGCAGACGGGUCUGCCCGCCAUGCCCCGCCCCUCCAGCACCUUCAGUGGUUCCAGUCGGAGCCCCUACCACGAUGUGGUGCCUGUGGCCUAUAAUGACAAGAUAGUGGCGUUUCUACGGCAACCCAACAUCUAUGAGAUCCUGCAGGAGCGGCAGCCGGAGCUGUCCAGGAAUCCGUCCCUAAAGGAGAAGGUGCAGUUCAUCCGCAGUGAGGGGGUCAACGGGCUGGCUUGUCUCUCCAGUGACGCCGACCUGGUCAUGCUGCUCAGCCUGUUUGAGGAGGAAGUGAUGUCAUACGUGCCGUCGCUGCUCCACCCGGGUUACAGCCUGUCCUCUCCUCAGAGCUCUCCUGGCACGCCUCGGGCAAACGCUCGAGCUCCCGCUCCUUACAAGAGAGACUUUGAAGCUAAACUGAGGAAUUUCUACAGAAAGCUGGAGACCAAGGGUUACGGGCAGGGACCAGGAAAAGUCAAGCUCAUCAUCCGCAGAGACCACCUGCUGGAGGACGCCUUCAAUCAAAUCAUGUGCUACUCCCGCAAAGAUCUGCAGAGGAGCAAACUCUACGUUAGCUUUGUGGGCGAGGACGGGCUGGACUACAGCGGACCGUCCAGAGAGUUUUUCUUCCUGGUGUCCAGAGAACUUUUUAAUCCGUACUACGGCUUAUUCGAGUACUCGGCCAACGACACGUAUACGGUGCAGAUCAGCCCCAUGUCCGCCUUCGUGGACAACCACCACGAAUGGUUCCGGUUCAGCGGGCGGAUUCUGGGGCUGGCGCUGGUCCAUCAGUACCUGCUGGACGCAUUCUUCACUCGUCCAUUUUACAAGGGUCUGCUCCGUAUUCCAUGUGACCUUAGUGACCUGGAGUUCCUUGAUGAGGAGUUCCACCAGAGCCUGCAGUGGAUGAAGGACAACGACAUCGAGGACAUGCUGGACCUCACCUUCACCGUCAACGAGGAGGUGUUUGGGCAGAUCACAGAGAGGGAGCUGAAGCCGGGCGGGGCCGGCAUCCCCGUGUCUGAGAAGAACAAGAAGGAGUACAUCGAGCGAAUGGUGAAGUGGCGUAUCGAGCGAGGAGUCGCCCAGCAGACGGAGAGCCUGGUCCGAGGAUUUUAUGAGGUGGUGGAUGUGCGGCUGGUGUCGGUGUUCGAUGCCCGCGAGCUGGAGCUGGUGAUCGCAGGAACGGCAGAGAUCGACCUGGCAGACUGGAGGAGCAACACGGAGUACAGAGGAGGUUACCAUGACAACCACAUAGUGAUUCGCUGGUUCUGGGCGGCUGUGGAGAGAUUCAACAACGAGCAGAGGCUGCGGCUGCUGCAGUUUGUGACGGGAACCUCAAGUAUUCCCUACGAAGGUUUCGCUUCCUUACGAGGAAGUAAUGGACCGCGCAGAUUCUGCGUGGAAAAGUGGGGAAAGAUCACGUCCUUACCCAGGGCUCACACCUGCUUCAAUCGUCUGGACCUGCCGCCGUACCCGUCCUUCUCCAUGCUCUAUGAGAAGCUGCUGACCGCCGUGGAGGAGACCAGCACCUUCGGCCUGGAGUGACCUCCGCCACAGAUCAACCGUGAGACAGCUGACCUGCUGCUUCCUCCUCCUCCAGCUCCUCAUCCUCAGCAGCCGUCGAGUCAGCAGAACCUCUGAGGACGUUUUCAUUUGGACCUGUUGUCACUGAGCCACGUGUUCUUUACCUCAUCCAGCCUGCACCCCCCCCUCCCCUCUGGACCUUCAAACUGUGCUGGGAGAUGAGGACCACGUCUAGAUGCCCUGGGCCUAACUGGACCGGCACCACAUCAGCUCCCUCCUCUUCCUCCUGACGAUGCGAUCACUUCCUGCUCAGAGAAGCAGGAUUCAGGUGUGUGAGUCGAACCGCUGGGAUCUGAAGGACUCCAGCUGAUGAAGCAGAGCAGCAGAACCUUUCAGGGAGGUUCAUCUGAGGAGGACCAAGAUACCUUUCUAUAGGUGGGGGUGGUCAGGAAAGGGUGGGUCAGUGAAGAGGCUGUAGUGAGUUUGUUCCAGGACGGUGGUUUUCACCCGUCCAGCAGAACGUAGGACAGGUGUCUCACUUCCCACUGGACACUCUGUCUUUCACAGAUCUGCUUGCUUCCACCCAGGGAGCUGGUUAGAUCCGUCCUCUGACCACAGAACCUGAGGGGGUCUCAGGAUGCAGAGACACAUUUUGGUCCCUGUCCCAGUCCUUCCAGUUCUCCCAGUCAAACAAUGCAUGCUGGUUCUGUUGGUUUCGGGCUCUGUGAGCUCCGCCAGCAGACACCUCUAGGUGGCGCCGUGUUAUAGCUCAAUAUUGCAUGCAGAAAUAGUCCUGCUAGAUUUGUGUAUGAGGACACUUCAUCCGGACAUGGUGCUGAGUGCGCCGCUGGAGACGGUACCUGGAGGUGUAGCAAGGAGAGGGUACAGGGACCGGAGCAAGGAGAGGGUACCGGGAGGCAGAGCAAGGAGAGGGUACCGGGAGGCAGAGCAAGGAGAGGGUACAGGGACCGGAGCAAGGAGACGGUACGGGGAGGCGGAGCAAGGAGAGGGUACGGGGAGGCGGAGCAAGGAGAGGGUACCGGGAGGCAGAGCAAGGAGAGGGUACCGGGAGCAAGAGCAAGGAGAGGGUACCGGGAGGCAGAGCAAGGAGAGGGCAGAGCAAGGAGAGGGUAUCGGGAGGCGGAGCAAGGAGAGGGUACCGGGAGGCAGAGCAAGGAGAGGGCAGAGCAAGGAGAGGGUACCUGGAGGCAGAGCAAGGAGAGGGUAUCGGGAGGCGGAGCAAGGAGAGGGUACCUGGAGGCGGAGCAAGGAGAGGGUACCGGGAGGCAGAGCAAGGAGAGGGUACCGGGAGGCGGAGCAAGGAGAGGGUACCGGGAGGCGGAGCAAGGAGAGGGUACCGGGAGGCAGAGCAAGGAGAGGGUACCGGGAGGCGGAGCAAGGAGAGGGUACCGGGAGUGGUAGCAGGGGGCGGUACUAAAUGGUGGCAAGCGGCUGUUGGACAGGGCCAAUGAUCCAUGCAGAGCAGAACCAGUGUGCAGUCCUGGCGGUCUCUCUGUAAAUAAACUUCUGUGUCCGUCCGUCUGUCCGUCCUACUGUGUGUAAAAUCCAUGUUCUGCACCGGUUCUACCGAAGGUUCAGGGUGUUUUGCUCCAAUGAAUCGGGCCUUUGGUUCGGUCGAGUUCUUCCAGAAUCAUGUUUGGAUGAACUUUGUGCAUGAGAAGCUUCCUGUUGUGCCGCUCCGUUCUUCACUGCAGUGCCGGUUCUGUUGGACCUGAAGAUAGCGGCUCUGCUGGUCUGGAUCUGGAUCCACCUUCAGAACCUCACUCUAUGCAAGGCUGCUGUCUGUCUGUCUCCAUUUCACUGGGAUGAUUGUAAUAAAAGAACCGACUGAACACUUUCA